Messenger RNA from Megachile rotundata (alfalfa leafcutting bee), 3702 nucleotides. RefSeq names its product dopamine receptor 2 (gene Dop1R2). Gene Ontology annotation, molecular function: G protein-coupled receptor activity. Gene Ontology annotation, cellular component: plasma membrane. NCBI's taxonomy places the organism in Eukaryota, Metazoa, Arthropoda, Insecta, Hymenoptera, Megachilidae. The record is from RefSeq and is a predicted model, not a curated record. Gene Ontology annotation, biological process: adenylate cyclase-activating adrenergic receptor signaling pathway; positive regulation of MAPK cascade.
UUCGUCUAGAGCCAACCAACGGAAUCUCCUCGAAGAGCUAAGGUCGAUCGGGCUAGCCUGGCCGAUAGAUGUCGUAGGAUCGUGUCUACGAGCGCGCGGUCGUUCGUCCAGGAAGAUGAGAGUCCGGAAGGGAAUCGGCCGGAAGAAACGCGGCGUCGACGGAUCGGCGACCUGACGAGAAGCUGGCAACGAUCGAAGGGGAGCGGAGCUUCGUAGGUGGAAAAAAUGAACGAAAGCGCGGUCUAUCUGCUCGGAUCGGAAGAAGAGGCAAUCGUACCGAGCAAUCAUUUGAACAGAAGCUUCUACAACGCCGGUUAUCCGCCGCAGAAUCGCACUUACGAGGAUCUGUGGCACUUGGCGACGGACAGGGCCGGUCUAGCGAUACUCUUGUUCCUGUUCUCGGUGGCCACCGUGUUCGGUAACAUGCUGGUGAUCCUGGCCGUGGUCAGGGAGAGAUAUCUUCACACGGCGACCAAUUACUUCGUCACGUCCUUGGCGUUCGCCGAUUGUCUCGUCGGAUUGGUGGUGAUGCCGUUCAGCGCUAUCUACGAGGUGCUCGAAAAUCGUUGGCUCUUCACGACCGACUGGUGCGACGUUUGGCGGUCGUUGGACGUCCUCUUCUCGACCGCCUCGAUCCUUAAUCUCUGCGUGAUCAGCCUGGAUCGUUACUGGGCGAUCACCGAUCCGUUCACCUACCCGAGCAGAAUGAGCCGAAGAAGAGCGGCGAUAUUGAUCGCGAUCGUCUGGAUCUGUUCGAGCGCCAUCUCGUUUCCGGCGAUCGCCUGGUGGCGAGCGGUGAGGACCGAGGAGGUGCCCGAGGACAAGUGUCCGUUCACCGAACACCUCGGCUACUUGAUCUUCUCGUCGACCAUCAGCUUCUAUUUGCCGCUGUUCGUGAUGGUGUUCACCUACUACAAGAUCUACAGAGCCGCCGUGAUCCAGACCAAGAGCCUGAAGCUGGGCACCAAGCAGGUGAUAAUGGCGUCCGGUGAAUUGGAGCUGACUCUGAGGAUACAUCGAGGAGGCGGGACGAACACGGACGCCAGGCAUCUGUUCCGUACCGCCUCGAGCACACCGGAAGAUCUGCAAGAUCUCGAGGAACCUCUGACGGCCAUGCACAACAAUUGUCUGACCAGGGUGCCGUCCACCAGAAUCAAUAAACAACACCUAGGGAAGAACUUCUCGUUGUCGCGAAAACUCGCGAAAUUCGCGAAGGAGAAGAAGGCCGCGAAGACGCUGGGCAUCGUGAUGGGAGUGUUCAUCAUAUGUUGGCUACCGUUCUUCGUGGUGAACCUGUGGUCGGGUUUCUGCUCGCAGUGCAUAUGGCAAGAGGAGAUCGUGUUCGCCGCCGUUACGUGGCUCGGCUGGAUCAACAGCGGAAUGAACCCGGUCAUAUACGCUUGUUGGAGCAGAGACUUUCGAAGAGCUUUCGUGAGAAUUCUAUGCGCCUGCUGUCCCAGACGGAUGAGACGGCGAUAUCAACCGGCAUUCAGAUGUAAACCGAGUCAAUACGUUUCCGGAGCGAAUACCGGCGGCCAGGCCAGCAGCGUCAGCUACAGCAGCGUCAGUCAAAGUAGCGAGGGUGGCACUGCGACUGCGCUACCCAGUGGAGGGAUAUGACGGCACACGGGGGCCCGGACAGGGCCUCGUCGGGAACGCGCGAUCCGUUUCCGGGACACGUGAUUGUAGGCUCGUUUGCGAACGGUCGUACCCGGAUUUCAUCUGGAUGUGCUUCUUCGAAAGAUCCGGGACGAAACGGCAAGGAAUUGAACGAGAUCUCGAAACGAACGACGACGGCUCACCGGCCCCCUUAACGGGACAAAUCGAAAAGUCGUGCGAAGACAUCGCGACGUACCCUUGCGUAAUAAUAUCCUAUCGUCGAGUUUUACGUGACGAAAAGUGGACCACGAGGAAGCGUGACGAACAACGUACCCUUGUUUCGCUCGUUGUACAGUGUAAUCUCGCUAUAUGAUCCUAUACGAGGUUAUCGGAACGAAAACACUCGUGGAAUAGGCCAUAUAAACGGAAUUCUUUCCACUGCCGAUGGCUCUCCCCGUCUUCUUGCACAUACGUGACAAACAUAAAGUCGGUGAAGUAAAUGUAUGGACAAUCUACUUUGAUCAUCCACCCAUAACCUCGCAAAAGUUGUGAUUGCAUUAAAAUCACGCGUAAAAUGAUGCGUAUAUUUACUUCGCCGAUGCUACAUUCUUCGCGCAUGCGCACGGAAACGCAUCCCGUCUCGCAACACUGAUCUCCAUGCGCUACGACAGCGAGAGUGCGCCACUCGAUAAGGACAUACAGCGGGAAUUUACUGUAUAUGUAUAUAGAAGCAACGUAGUUUCGCAUUUUGUACCUCCGACGGAAGAAGGAUCUAGCGAAUCGAAUCGCGAACCGACAGCGCCAUAAAUCGAGUCGAAUCGGUCGUUUUUGUUUUUACGUUCGGAUAUCUUUGACACUUGGUAGCCUCUUAGCGAAUCUCUGUGAAUCGUGCAUCGACGGAUGCGACAUCGGUGUAGCGAGAAGACUGCGGCGACUUUUUGCAUGAAUUACGCGUUACUCGCUUCGUUUCUGCCCCUUGUUAAACGACAAACAUCCUGUUCCUAAUCGAGUCGAGAGUAGCGAAAAGACUGACAAUCGGAAACCGUCGAACGAAACUGAUCGCCGUAGUCGUUUCCUGAACGUAUUUACGACAAGACUAACGUAGCGUAAAACGAGUACCAAGGCCGAUGUAACUUAAUCAACGGAUGCAAUAACAAGGUCAUAGACUAGAUUAAAUUAAAGCGAAUUUUAUUUCGGAGUAAUUGACGGUGGUUGAUCAUUUGCUGUCGCCAAUUCAAUUUUAAACGUGUUCUUUCGACUACUCGGAAGUCGUUAAACGUCAAAUCUGUUGCUUGUUUUCCAAUCGAUUCCGUUCGAUUAUCGUGAUAGACAAUCUUUAUUCGAUAAAAAGAAGUAACAUUUUCUCGUCUACUUUAUAGAUGACACUGACUAUUUUUGCGACGUAAUUGUUUUUUUUACGAAAGUUGAGACGAGUAUCCAUCGAUGUAUAUAAAGCAUUGCCAUGUAAUUGUAAAUAUUAGAAAACCGUGAAGUUAGCUAUUUAAAACGUAUAAAUGUAUGAAACACUGUAAGAAAGCGCGUGCUCAAUGGAAAUAUACGCACAUGCUUGUUCGAGUAAAAAUAAAUUCAGUAUUAUUGCGUAUUGAUUCUAUCCUGUCGUAUUACAAAAUCGUACUAAAAAUUUGCUUACUUUUGACAGCGAUACAUUCAUAAUUUUCGCGUAAGACAUUUGAAUGUUCAUCGGCGGUAUCACGAAAAAAGAAUGGGAAAUUGUGCACUAUCAAAAUGAAUGAUUCACUUACCCCAGCUGACAGCUAAACGAAGACUGCUCCUGCUCCGUUCGUACUAUCUAAUUGCUGAAUUUUCCUACAGAUCCAAUGGGUUCUUGUUAUUUCAACCACUUUUCACACUGUACACACUUAUUUCACUUUUUAAUCACUCGUGAUAAACAAAAAACAACGGAUUGCCAAAGUAAUCGCGGUUUUCGAAACAAUUCGUUGACGCGAAAUGUGCCGUGCGCGAUUGGUCGGCGUCGUAACGACUCUAGUCAUCCUAGAUACUGUAAGCUAAAUAUUUGAGAGUUUAACGAUAUCAAAAUUUGUUCGUAAAAAAUGAUACAUUAAUAAACAAUGAAAAACUUUA